AUGGCUAGUAGUACAGAAGAUGUAUAUUGCACGAUGGUCACGAGCGACUCGUACCUUCCAGGCGCUGCUGUACUUGCGCAUUCUCUCCGGGACAAUGGCACCAAGAAGAAGCUCGCCGUGAUAGUUACUACCGACUCGUUACGAUCAAGUACUCUCACCGAAUUAAAGUCUUUAUACGACUAUGUCAUCCCCGUGCAGCGCAUCUCCACUUCGAACAUUGCCAAUCUCUACCUCAUGGGCCGUGGUGACCUCCGCGAUACUUUCACAAAAAUCGUCCUUUGGCGCCAGACCCAAUUCCGCAAGAUCGUCUAUCUGGACGCUGAUACUGUCGCACUUCGCGCUCCCGAUGAGCUGUUUGAUGUCGAGGCCUCCUUUGCCGGCGCACCAGAUGUCGGCUGGCCAGAUGCCUUCAACACUGGAGUCAUGGUGCUCAAGCCGAACAUGGGAGACUUCUGGGCCCUGCAAACACUUGCCGCCACCGGAGACAGCUUUGACGGGGCAGACCAAGGUCUGCUGAACCAGUACUUCGAGCACAAGAACUGGCACCGCUUGAGCUUCGUUUACAACUGUACACCAAGCGCCAACUACCAGUACGAACCCGCCUACCGCUACAACAAGUCGAGAAUCGCCAUGGUGCAUUUCAUUGGAAAGAACAAGCCUUGGAACACAAGCAGAUCUCGGGAUGCAGCUCCCGGAGCCUACAACGAGCUUCUGCACCGUUGGUGGGCUGUCUACGACAAGCACUUCAAGGAGACUGACAUGUUGCAGGUUCCCGACUACACGUCAGGUCGUUACUCGCCUGGAUCUUCUCAAAUCGCUCAACCCGAGGCUUCUGUCACGACCACUGAGCCCAGUUUUGCUGAGCCCAGAGAGUUGGCUGAAGAGCUGGACCAAGGACGUGUCGAACCGACAUCAACCCAGGAGCAAAGAAAAUUUACAGCCCAGCAGGCAGAGUGGGAUGCUACUCGCUCCGAGCCUCCCGCUGGCUCAAGACCUGAGGCCGCCAAUUUCCCCACCCAGACUUAUGACUUUAACCAAGACAAGGACUUCUUCCGCCCACCCAAGUCCUACCCUGAACCCCCCAAGGACAUGUGGUAUGAAGUCCCCAAAUCCAAGCCUGACCCGCCUACGGCCAAGCCUAAGCCCAUUUUCCCAUGGGAAGAAAGAGAAAACGCCGCUCCUACCAGGAAAUUCGUUGAGGAUCUUGAAUCUCCCAACUCUACCCCUGGAGUUACCAUUCCAUCGGCCGACUACACAUCCAGCCUCAACAGCCCUGCUACUCCUACCAUCAAGGUCACGAGUGCCCCCUGGGAGAGCUUCAACACGGGAAACAGAAAUGCCUGGGAUGAAGUGCAGGGCAUCGAUACAUACAUUCGCAGAUUGCAAGAUUCUCAAUCGAGUGGUCGUAAGAAUUCCAUCCAGGCACAAUCUCCUGCAACAAGCACUGCAUUCGAGCGCAAAGAAAGCCUGGUAAUCACUCACUUCCCUUCUGAAGUCGAUCGUCCAAGUUUGCCCGUUACCCCAGCACCAAUUCACAGAUCCAACUUCUGGGCAGGUGAGCGAAACGACAAUGGACAACUUCCAUCUGCAGCAGGUGUGCCUGAACAGGCAGAUUGGGUACGUACCUCUUAA
This is a messenger RNA of Aureobasidium subglaciale EXF-2481, 1632 nucleotides long. Its product is annotated as glycosyltransferase family 8 protein. Gene Ontology annotation, cellular component: cytoplasm. Bases 1 to 1632 code for a protein of 543 amino acids. Gene Ontology annotation, molecular function: glycosyltransferase activity. The transcript has 6 exons. NCBI's taxonomy places the organism in Eukaryota, Fungi, Ascomycota, Dothideomycetes, Dothideales, Saccotheciaceae. The record is from RefSeq and is a predicted model, not a curated record.